UUACAUCGUUUCAGUCUUAUCUCUCAUGUUUUAAGCCGAUAUCACGCUAGGUUGUUGUUGUUUGUGAUAUUUUAGCUCCUAGUACGUGAAUGAAGGUUUGGGAACGAGUUCGGGGUUGAUUGGACGAAGAUAGGACGUUUGCCUAGAAGCUGAGGAAGCCACACGGGCACGCCUAAAAACCCACACGGCCGUGUGACAUCAAAUUGCACGGGCAAGCCACACUGCCGUGUAAGGGAACCCAUGUGGCCAUGUGGAAAUCACCGAUCCUUCACACGGGCAUCCUUGAAAUUCCACACUGCCGUGUGGUUUUGGCCGUGUAGCUUGCCUGUAGUCCACUUAUCGAAACGCCGCGUUUUGCACACUCACACAGGCAUCUGGGAAGGCGACACGGUCGUGUGGCCUGGCCGUGUGAUCGGGAAUUUCUGGGUUUUAACCAAAUUUCGAGCCAAAAGUGAGGGAAUCGACUUUUUGUAGCAAAAACAGAUUCAUGGAGAGAGAAAGUGCGAAGAACAAAUCCUAGAGGUGAUUUUGGAGCUGGGUUUCUUCAAUCGAGCUUGGAGAUCAUCACUGGAGUGAAGAUUGACAUCCCAGAGCAGAUUCUUCCCAUUUUUAUGAGUAUGACUGCUUUGUAUUCUGUUUCCCUCUCUCUCUCUCUCUCUAUGGAGUAGAACUUUCUCUCACUUGGGUAUAAAGAACCCUAGUUCCUUGUGUUAGGGAUCUUGAUUGUAAUGACUUGGGAUUGUUAUACUGUUUGAUUUUAAUCGAUUGAUGCAUGAUUCAUUGAGUCAAAUGAAGUCUGAUCAUCUUUUCUUGAUUUCUGCAUCAACCAGAGAUAGAUAGAAUUCGAUUAGGUUGUUAGAGCUUCAUCAAUCGGUAGUGGUAGAUUGGUUAUACGAGAGUUAAUCAAUUUAGUGCUUUGUACUGGAAUCCAAUUCCAGUAGUGGAGUUCUGUGUUCAUAGCCUCAGCUUUCUAUCCCGGUGAAGGUUAGUCGUCUGCCGGUUAUCCUGCCUGAGAGGGCUUGGUCAGCUUAAGAGAUUCCAAGCUAUUGUCGCAUCUUCCGCAGUUUAAUCAACAGUAAAUCAACCCAGGGUAAUUAUAAAUGAGACCUAAUUAAGGAGCUAGGGGGAUUCAUUCCCGAGUGACUCUCUCUUUGCUUUAGAAAACCGAAUCAUUUCCUGCUUUCUUACUGCUUUUAGUUAAAACCACAAUUACUCGACUUAGUUUGCUAGAUAAUAGAUAAUCACGGAGUAGGCAGUAGAUCUAGACCCCGGGUUGAUAAAUAGAACUUGCCACUAUUCUGCAUUUAUGGACUGCGACUACACUUGGUCGCAGUUUGGUUUUGUGUUUUAGCGUGUCAACUGUCAAGUUUUUGGUGUCGUUGCCAGGGACCUCUAGGUUAUGGUAGAAACGUGAAAGUCUGUUACUUUAGCAUUUAAUUUUAUGCAUCCUCUCUUUUCCACCCUUGCUUUUCACUUGGGUAUUUUGUUUUUGUUGGUGCAGAUCUGAUACAUGGAUUCUCAAGGCUUCUCCAACCAUUGGGGGUAUCCACCACCACCCGAGUGGUAUUACCCCGAGCCUUCCUAGAGCACCCAAGGAGGAGAAGAAUAUGGAGUCGGGUUUCAGUUCAACCCCCUACUGCAAAGAACAAUCAGACCCUUGGGUAUUUCAAGAACAAUCUCAUUAUCAAGAAGAAUUCCUCCCACAACUAGAAGGGCCAUCAGAUCUUGAUUUAGCCACAGCCUUCACGGGCCAUCCGGCAGAGCCAUGCUACACUCCACAUCUAGAUCCAAACUAUCACUUGAGGCUUCUCGUGGAGCAGAUUGCUCGAGUACCUAAGAGAUCCUUUCCCGAGAUGGAUCCUCAUAUCCAGGCCAUGGACCAAACUGACUUCUCCUUUCCCCGUGAGACAGAGGAUACCAUUUGGAGCAUAAAGAAGCACAUAGAGGUCAUUGAGAAAGCUUGUGCACAGUUUUCUCAAGACAACCUUUAUGCUGCCAUACAAGUAGAGGAGGAGGAAGAAGAAGGAAAUCAUGAGGAAGUUGAGGAGCAUAUAGAAGUUGUCACGGAAAGCUCCCAUGAUAAUCAUGAUCAAGUGUAUCCUCUGGUGGUAGAUCACAACUUGUCCCAUUUCCGCUCUGAUAUGCUGGGCCCGAGCGAUGAUAUGCAAGAUGAUCUCAUUGAAGAAAUUACAUGGGGACUUGCUCUCCAAUCAGUGCUAGAAGAAGAAGAGCGCGAAAGGGUGAGGGAAGAAGUUGUGGAGUAUGAGGAAGAAAUCAAAGAAGAGGAAGUUCUUGAUCUUUUCCAAGGGGAGAGACCACAUUCUGAUGAAGGAAGGGGGGUUGAAGAAGCAAGUGGUGUCCAGGCUGAGGAUGAAGUUGAGGUGGAAGAGGCAUGCACCGACCACGAGUUACAUGUACUAUCUCCACCAAACUUUGAGGAGCUGCUUGGCAAGGACCCAUUUCCAGUGUCUCUUUGCCAGACCAAGACUACAUCAACAUCGAUCCCUCUUGGUGGAUGCGAUGGUGGUCAAUCGAAUAUAUCUUAUCUGGUUUGGGGCAAUGAGACAAGAGCAGACGCGAAGGAGAGGUCUCGAGAGUGGAGACUUCAUCCCCCUCAAGGCCACGAGGCAUCUUCAUCACCUAUCACAUCACAUGAUCGUGACUUGAGACUCCACCUCAUUAAUGAGAACCUCAACUUCAAGGAGGUUCUAGGGUGGACCGAAACUUAGGAGCCACCGUCUGGCUCACGACGGUAAAGAAGAGCUUGUGGGGAGGCAACCCCACCAAGGUUUGUUUUUCUUUCGUUUGUUUUUCGGUUUGUCCACUUGGAACUAUGGUUUCUAUCACCCAGUGUGUUUUGAUGACUCUAGACCUGCUGACUGGUCCCAUUUCCACUGUCCCAGCAGUAUUUCAAUCUGGUAACAUCGUUCCCCUUAUCUCUCCCUCUGCUCCAUUGAGGGCAAUGUCGUGCUUAAGUGUGUGUGUGUGUGGGGGGGGGGUGCUUUGUAUCGGUUGGAAUCUAUAUAUGUGUGCUUGGAGCCUAGUCCGCUGUCCAAAUCUCGAGAUUUGAGGGCUCCAAGUAUCGUUGUUUGCAUGAUCAUAUUGGCACUGUGAUUUGAUUGGUGAAUCGAAUUGUUUUCGAAUUAUUGCAUGACAACUUGUUUGUAACUAGGACAACCUAUGAUGAUGACUGAGACGUGCAGUAGAAUUGUGUAGGGGUUCAGUUUUUCAACUGUUUGCUUACCAACUGUGUUUGGAUGGAUCACUUGUUCUUGACAGUCGUUUAUGCAUCUAGUUCAGGGAAUCAAAAUGAGAGAUAGAGCAUAUAGGUAGCCAUGUGAGAUUUCAGCCUGCUCAUUUCUUUCUUGUGCGAUAGUUGCCUCUUCCAUGAUGUGUAGCAUUCACAUUGUCAUUAGCUAAGAUGAUGGAGGCAUAGGAUUAGCCCACGACCAAAUUGACUGUCCUGAUGUGUCAUACCCCCUAGUCAGCCCUUUUGAGCCGUGUGUUAUCCUUUCUUUUGGUGUAAAAAUUGGGCAUGUGUUUGAAAAAUGUGCAGAGGUGGUGGUUCUCUUAAGAAAUGAAAAAAAAUGAGAAAAACAAAGAAAAAAUGAAUGAAAUCAAAAGAGAGCCACCACCACAAAUAUGAAUAGUGCCCAUUAAGUAGUGUUUCUUAGCAGUCUGGCUUGGAAAUACUAGCAUUUAUGUACCUCCUUCGCUCUUGUGCUCUAAAGAAUGGGAGUAAUGCAGAAUGGCAAAAAGAAAGUAUGUGGUUUUAUUGACUGUGAUUGUGUUGGGUUUGGAACUGUGGAACCUUGUGCUAUGAAUACUUCCACCACCUAAAAGGCCUUUUCCCCAUGUCCAAGAUCCUAGCCAGUCAUUUGAACCUGUGUCUAAGACCUCCGGAUUAGUUAGUGGUGACACCCCAUAUGUGAACUCUAGCAUUUAGAGGUUGCCUUCAUGGUGAAAAGACGUUAGGGAUUGAGAGAAUAAGCAUGCGCAUUUUUCGCAUCAAAUUGUCCUGACCCCACUGGUCGAGAGUGAGCGAUUCAUUUUCUCAUAUUCUCUAUACUCUUUAUCCCGGUGAGGACCUAGAUUGCUCGGUCUCAAUUAUGAUAUCUUGAGUUUUGUGCAUAAGGUGACUGUCUUGAGUAAGUGGUUGAGUCAAGUCUAUGUUGGUUGAUGAAUAUAAGGGAGACUCCUUCUUUACUCGAUUUUGCUGCACUCGAAUGUCUUCUGUGGUGGUUGUCCAGGUUGCUGUUGAAGUUGUUCAUGUGUUGAUUUUUGAAAGCCAGUAUGAUUCCUGUGUUUUGUGCUGAUAUCAAAUGUCCCUAAAGCCUGCUUGAUUAAAAUAUUUUGAGCUUA
Linum trigynum is the source of this 4362-nucleotide messenger RNA. The record is from the annotation of a GenBank genome assembly. NCBI's taxonomy places the organism in Eukaryota, Viridiplantae, Streptophyta, Magnoliopsida, Malpighiales, Linaceae.